AUGGCAACAGCCGAACAACCUCCUCCGGUCAGCCCAAUCGCGCUCAAGAGUCCUGUCCUACUUCACAAUGUCCUCCUUCCCUCGAUAUUGCUGAUAAUCGCCCUCUGCAUUCCCUCGAGGUCAUGGGUUAUACCUGCGAUAUUCCUCCCCGCGAUACUCACAUGUCAUUACAAUCUGCUGUACACGACCUCACCAAACCCGUCUCUCGGGUUUGCGGUUGGCACCUAUGCUGCCCUGCAUACUUACACGGCUUUCAAUCUUCUUAUCUUCACCAAUCCCCAGUGUGAUUUCGUUCGCCUAAAGAGAGGGCAGCCUGAGGAGAAAGGAGAUAGAUACCCAAGACACUCCUUGUCAGAGCGCCUGGGCUGGGUUGUCGAGCUGACCCAAGGCCUGCGUGGUGUUGGAUGGAACUGGCAAAUACGAUCCGUCCCUCCACUUCAUGCCACCGAAGUUAAUGCGACCUCGGCGAAACCAUUUUUCCGGCGGCGUGCGAUACGGAUGUUUUGGAUUUGGAUUUACCUCGACUUUCUUUGCUUGAUGAUGAAGGACCUUGACAUCGGAUACUACGCUCCCGACGGUAACGCGCACGAGAAUAAGCCUAACGCCUUUGCGAUAUAUAAUUCGCUGUUUGCGGACCCGAGUAGGCCACAGAACUAUCCGCCGCCGAAGGGGUUUCCUGAUAUGCCGGGGGAGGGGCUUACGAGGGUUGUGUAUCAGGUGCUGCUGAGGAUUAUGAGGACGGUGUUGAUGGGGUCGGCAAUAUAUACCACUGUGAAUGCGCCGCAUACGGUAUUGUCAAUAAUCGCUGUUUCAAUGGGGUGUGUGUUUGGAUUGGGACCAGAGAACGGCUGGAGAAGGCGAUGGUUAGAUGCCAAAGAGUGGCCAGACAUAUUUGGUGGUUUUAGAGAAGGACAUUGGGGAAAUGGCAUACUUGGGUGGUGGGGAACAGCCUGGCACGGUCUGUUCAAGAACGUGUUCAUUGCCCCAGCGAAAUUUCUGACCGCCAAGCUCAACCUCCGGAAAGACAGCACCGGCGCCGCGCUGAUCAAUCUCACGAUCCCCUUUCUCUUGUCCGGAGGACUCCAUUGGGCUGGGUGCUUUACCCAGAGCGGUGGUGGAUGGGGAACAGUUCGCUUCUUUAUGCUCCAACCAUUUGGUAUAGCGUUCGAGCGAAUCGUUCUCCGAUUAUACCGUCGUACGGGAUUGAGUUUUCCGGUGUUCGAAAAAGUGUGCCCUUAUGUUUGGGCCUUCGCGUGGUUUAUGACCGUGAGCGGUAGUUUUGUGGAUGAGUAUAGGUAUGGCGGGGUAUGGUGUGUAGAGCCAAUCCCUGUGGGUGUGUCGAGAAUGUUGUAUGGGGAAGCAAAGGGGGAAUGGUGGUACUGGGGACAUGGACAACAUGGCUGGGCUGGUUGGGAUGAAAGCCUAGGCGGGUGGGGUAUUAGACUAUAA
Morchella importuna is the source of this 1449-nucleotide messenger RNA. RefSeq lists its product as uncharacterized. The record is from RefSeq and is a predicted model, not a curated record. The transcript has 2 exons. Bases 1 to 1449 code for a protein of 482 amino acids. Lineage: Eukaryota; Fungi; Ascomycota; Pezizomycetes; Pezizales; Morchellaceae.